Messenger RNA from Terrapene triunguis (Three-toed box turtle), 456 nucleotides. RefSeq names its product paxillin-like. The annotation marks the transcript as partial. Lineage: Eukaryota; Metazoa; Chordata; Testudines; Emydidae. Gene Ontology annotation, biological process: substrate adhesion-dependent cell spreading; transforming growth factor beta receptor signaling pathway; endothelial cell migration. The record is from RefSeq and is a predicted model, not a curated record. The transcript has 2 exons.
GUAGAGAGGGACUGUGGUGUUACUUAGUGGAUGGGGAGCUAACAGUGAUUGCUAUUUCCACAUGGAGACUACAGGAGGCGUAGCAUGUGCUCCUCCUAUAGCAGAAUAAGGGAUACCUCUGGUCUGUGCCUGGGGAUCCCAGCCACCCUGUUAGCCCCAUGGAGUCUGGCUGGGUGUUCCCAUGAAGGAAGGUCACAAGCUGAUGCUGUCUGGCUCUGUUUUUCCCUUGUGUCCUUGGCAGGGUUUCAUGAGAAGGAUGGCAAAGCCUAUUGCCGCAAGGAUUACUUCGACAUGUUCGCUCCAAAGUGUGGGGGCUGCGCCCGGGCCAUCUUGGAAAAUUACAUCUCUGCCUUGAAUACCCUGUGGCACCCUGAGUGCUUUGUCUGUCGGGAAUGUUUCACGCCGUUCAUCAACGGCAGCUUCUUUGAGCAUGAUGGGCAGCCCUACUGUGAGGUU